UAGAGAGGCUCUGUUCUCAGUGUUGUUGACGCAGGACGGUGGGUAGGUGGGGUGGAAAGCCUUCAAAAUAUCAGCACCUCUCCUCCUCCUCCUCACUUUCAAACUAUAUGUUGCUCCUCAUCACCACCAAUACAACACUCAGAAACGAGCUGGAAGUCAUCAGUUGCUAAGUCAAAGCUCUCAGCCUGAACUUACAAAUACAGAUUUCUCUUUUAAAAUCCGGAUUUCCUUUAUUUGAGCAUCAUGACUGGAACAGCAGUGGUUUUGAUGAGUCUGGUCCUCAUCCUCUCUGUGGGUGCAGAGGAUAAAUCAAGAUCCUACCACAGGCCUGCAUGUGGGGGUUUGAGUGUCAAUCAAGCAUGCCCUCUCAACUACUCUCCCGUAUGUGGUAAUGAUGGCAUCACAUACGUCAAUGAAUGCACCCUGUGUGUGCAGAGAAUGCACACUAAUGCAGACAUUUUGAUUGUGAAAGAAGGCCGCUGCUGAGGUGGAGGACCUUAUGAAAUCAUCACUUCGCUUUUCAUAUCUAUGUUUGUUUAAGAGUGUUGCUUGCUAUGCUCAUCCAUAGGAUGUGAUCAGUAUACCUAUGAACAGUAGAUGUGUGAACAUACUGCAUUUUAAAAAGACAAAAUACUAGUACUAAAAAGCAAGUACUAAUUGCAGUUUCAUGACAUCUGAGUGACUAGUGCAGAGUGUUUGUUUUUCUAUCAAGUCAGUUGGGUUUUUUUUAUGAUACUGUCCUGUCUUUCUUUAAUAUAUUUCUUUCCAUAUCAUAAAUUUCUUCCUUUAUUUCUGUAGGAACUGCUCUGAGUGCAAUGUUUUAGGGGUGAAGUUUUGGAGUUACAGCUUAUUUUUCUAAAUAUGUUUAAAAAAUCUAACAAAAACUGACAUGAUGACAGAUGACAAGCUGUGGGAAGACCAUUUAUACCUUGAUUUUACAUUUUUUGCUAAUAAAAUAAAAAUACUUGGUCAAACAAAUGUAAGACUGACCAGCCUCACUUUGUCUCGCU
This is a messenger RNA of Sinocyclocheilus anshuiensis, 1010 nucleotides long. RefSeq names its product probable pancreatic secretory proteinase inhibitor. Gene Ontology annotation, molecular function: protein binding; serine-type endopeptidase inhibitor activity. The record is from RefSeq and is a predicted model, not a curated record. Bases 244 to 486 code for a protein of 80 amino acids. The transcript is spliced from 4 exons. NCBI's taxonomy places the organism in Eukaryota, Metazoa, Chordata, Actinopteri, Cypriniformes, Cyprinidae.